Molecule: messenger RNA, 2076 nt
Organism: Geosmithia morbida
Lineage: Eukaryota; Fungi; Ascomycota; Sordariomycetes; Hypocreales; Bionectriaceae
Product: AT hook
Exons: 5
Coding region: 1-2076 (691 amino acids)
Biological process (GO): positive regulation of transcription by RNA polymerase II
Cellular component (GO): nucleus
Molecular function (GO): transcription cis-regulatory region binding; DNA-binding transcription factor activity, RNA polymerase II-specific; zinc ion binding
Source: RefSeq, a predicted model, not a curated record
AUGUCGACGAUGCAAGGCUUGACGUGGUCCGAUGACCAGGCCCUGCCUCCCGUCGAGGGAGGACUUGACGAUAUCACAAUGACGACCGCACAGGGUAUCCAGGGCAACACCAGCGGACAGAUGUCGCCCGUGAGCCCUCUAGAGACCCCCGUGGACGGCUCCGUGGCCCCGACCAUGGCCAACUCGACCUCGUCGUCCUGCGAGGAGUCGUGGGGCAACAUUGACCAGGACGAUGCCGACAAUGAUAUUCGCUGGGAGCAGAGUUCGGAUGACGGCCUGGCCGUCACCAAGCUAGAGCCCACAGAGGACGACGUCGACUUUGACGAUCUCAAAUCAGCCCCCACCGCACCUACAACCCCCAUCGAACCAUUACCCACCGUCAACGGUCAGCAGCAGCAGCAGCAGCAGCAGCACCAGCAGCAGCAGCAACAGCAGCAGCAGCAGACCAAGCAGAAGCGACCUAGGGGCCGUCCAAGGAAGCAUCCCCUCACCCCCACCGUCAAUGCCAACAAGGUCACCAAGGGUCGGUCAAAGACGGGAUGCAUCACCUGCAGGAAGCGCAAGAAGAAGUGCGACGAGGCCAAGCCACGGUGCAUGAACUGUGAAAAGAAUGCCGUCGUCUGCGAGGGCUACCAUGAGAAGCAGAUAUGGAAGAGCGGCAAGGAAAGGGCUCAGGAUGAUCGCCUGAGAGUAGAGACGGUCACCAGCAUAAGCCUACCUCCCCUCUUCCACGGGGUAGAGACGGUCGAAGACCAGAUCUUCUGGAAGCACUACGUCAACAACUUUAGCAACGUGCUCACCGUCGAGGGAGAGGCCAAGAACGCCUUCAAGGACAUCAUCCUGCACCUGGCUAACCAGCACCAGGGACUGAUGCACUCGAUCCUGUCGGUCAGCAGCAGGCACAUCGACUUCGACGCGCCGUACGGCGUCAAGGUCCUGCAGGAGAACCCGACGACGAACCGCCAGGCCCUGGAGGAGAGGUCGGCGCACCACCACGACGAGGCCAUGAAGCGCUUCUACGAGGACAACGCCAACUCGGUCGACAAGACGGACCCGCUCUACCAGACGGAGGAGUACCAGACGACGCUGUCGGCCAGGUACGGCCAGAUCCUGUGCAGGUUCCUCCAGACCCGGGCCGAGGGCAACGCCAGCGGCGAACACCGCCUCCACCUCAAGGCCUACCAGACCCUCAUCGACGGCUGCCCGCCGCUGGAUCCCACCUUCUUCGCCUUCAUCACCGAAUUCUUCCAGUACCACAUCUACGCCGACGACAUGAUGUGGCACCCCGACACCAGCGUCGAGCGCCUGACGAACGGCUUCUGGGAGCCGUCGGCGCCCAUCCCGACGCCGCGCCUGCUCGGCGUCGCCGACGGCCUCCUGCACUACAUGGCCCUCAUCACCUGUCUCCGGACGACGAUCCGGGAGAACAUGCUGGCGUCGAGCGACCCGCCGGUCGACUACGUCAUGCUGUUCCGCGCCGCCGAGAUCAACAAUGCCAUACGCGAAUGGGUCCCCAACUGGCCUCCGGGCGACGGCCGCAACCGCGUGGGGCUGCUGUACAAGCAGAUGAUGUUCAUAUACCUAUUCCGCACCGUAUAUCCGCCCUCGUCCACGCCCCGAUCCCGCUCCACCUUUAGCGGCGUCUCGGUCUCGUCCAUGACGUCGUCGUCGUCGUCGUCGUCGACGCCGCCGCAACGCAGGGCCUCGAUGGCGGCAGGCAUCCUGUCGUCGGCCUCGACGCCGACGGGCGGGUUCGGCAUCCCGCCACCACGCGGUGGCGUACCCAACUACGUGUCCCUGGGGAUACUGGAGUCUUUCAGCCCGUCCGAUCCGGCCCAGACGCUCCUCCUCAUCCCCUGCAUGGUGGUGGGCAUAGCCUGCUUCGACCUCGACCGCCGUGAGAGGGUGCGCAAGUCGAUCCGGGCCGUGAGGGGCUACACCGGCCUGCGCAACUGCGACCGCGUCCUGGAAUUGCUAGAGCAGGUCUGGGCCCUCAUGGACGAGGGAGACUGGCUGGCCGUCUGGGAUUGGCAGGCCAUUGCUAAGAAUAUAGGUGUUGACGUCCCUUGUGCCUGA